Molecule: messenger RNA, 471 nt
Organism: Closterium sp. NIES-65
Lineage: Eukaryota; Viridiplantae; Streptophyta; Zygnematophyceae; Desmidiales; Closteriaceae
Source: the annotation of a GenBank genome assembly
AUGUUUAUUUGGGUAAUAGGCAGCAGCAACGCAAUGACCGCAGCAGUGGCAUUGACAGCACCAGUGGAGGCAUUUUCCCUUCCUCGUGCCGCCCUUCUCUCAACCACCAUGCCCUUUUUCUACCCUAAAAUUUCCGACACGCCUUUAGAGGCGACUUCUGAGACAUCUUAUGACGUCAUAUGCAUGCCAUGCCAACCUUCUCUCAACCUCCAUAGCCACUUUCCACCAGAAUCGGUGACUUUACUGUGCGACAUGUGUGGUGGUACGGGCAAGUGGAAGGCGCUGAACCGCAAGAGGGCCAAGGACACGUAUGAGUUCACCGAAUGCCCCAACUGCUAUGGUCGAGGCAAGCUGGUGUGCCCGGUGUGUCUGGGCACGGGGAUGGGGAAUGCCAAGGGGUUGCUGCGGCGGCCUGAGGCAAAGCAACUGCUGGACCAGAUGUACCACGGUCGCCUGCUGCCCCCUUCCUAG